Messenger RNA from Neoarius graeffei (lesser salmon catfish), 2433 nucleotides. RefSeq names its product angiopoietin-like 1a (gene angptl1a). The transcript has 5 exons. Lineage: Eukaryota; Metazoa; Chordata; Actinopteri; Siluriformes; Ariidae. The coding region runs from base 320 to 1762 and encodes 480 amino acids. Gene Ontology annotation, biological process: cell surface receptor protein tyrosine kinase signaling pathway. The record is from RefSeq and is a predicted model, not a curated record.
UCAGUCUCCAGAAUGCAGCUGGGAGUUCCAGAACCAUGUCCUGGCUCCAGAGCCGCUGAAGAGCCGCAGACACUUGCCGCGUGCACUCUCUGGGAAGAGAACUCCAGAGCGGAGGAGGCCUCGAGCGUGGGAUAUGAGAGACAAGCGAGGCAUUGAGGACUUCCACAGACUGUUGGACACUGUGAGCUGACAGCCAAACAGAAGUCCUGAUCGAGCUCCAUGAACGUCUACAUGCACGCAUAAACAUCAUACAGCUACAGGAGGAAACGUGAAUUGCUACAUUCUUCUGGUCUUUGCAGAGGAGAGAAGCACAGCAGCCAUGAGAGUAGAAACAUGGAACCUGGGCAUGAUGCUCUUCUUCUGUCUUGCUGCCGUGGGCAGCUGUCGCUCGGACAAUGAGCCAUUAUUGUCUAGGCGUCGCCGGGCCCCAGUUGACGACGCCAAAAGGUGCUCGUAUACGUUCCUGGUGCCCCAGCAGAAGAUCACAGGACCCAUCUGCGCAUCAGCUACAGGGCCUGAGCCGGAAAAGGAUCGAGUGACGCGCAUGGACAUCUCUGACCUGAAGGAAGUGUUGUCCAAGCAGCGUCGUGAGAUCGAGACGCUGCAGCUCGUGGCUGAUGUGGACAGCAACUUGGUCAACGAGAUGAAGCUCUUGCGCAAGGAGUCGCGCAACAUGAACUCGCGCGUCACACAGCUCUACAUGCAACUACUUCAUGAAAUAAUACGCAAGCGUGACAACUCGCUGGAGUUAGUACAGCUCGAGAACCGGGUGCUUAACGUGACAUCCGAGAUGCUGCGGUUAGCCUCGCAAUACAAGGAACUGGAGCUGCGCUUUGCUAUCCUGGCUGCUACCGUCAACAAUCAGUCAGUGCUGAUCUCGUUGCUGGAAGAGCACUGCAUGCGCGGGUAUGGACGCCACGAGCUGCCUGCCGUGCCACCGCUGGUGCAGGUGGUGCCCGAGACCAUCCCGGCAAACAACCGCUUCACCAACGAGAUCCAUGGGGAACAUAACAGAGCCUUCCCACGUGGCUCGCGCAUGGACGUCCCACCAACUGCUGACCCUCUGGGCAUCCCACCAGCACCACAGGGAACCCUGAACUCUGAUGGCCCAUUCCGUGAUUGUUAUCAAGUUCGCCAGGCGGGGCACAGCGCCAGUGGAAUGUAUCUUUUAAAGACAGAGGGCAGUGACCGGCUGAUCCAGGCUUGGUGUGAGCAGGGGUUGGACAACGGCGGCUGGACUGUCUUUCAGAGGAGAAAAGAUGGCUCAGUCAACUUCUUCAGGAACUGGGAGAACUAUAAGAAAGGCUUUGGGAAUAUAGAUGGCGAGUACUGGUUGGGGCUAGAGAACAUCUACAACCUGGCCAAGCAGGGUGACUACAGGUUGAUGGUGGAGCUGGAAGACUGGUCAGGGAAGAAAGUGUACGCAGAGUACAGCAGCUUCCGGUUAGAGCCGGAGAUUGAGGGCUAUCGGCUGCGCCUGGGAACCUAUCAGGGUAACGCCGGCGACUCGCUGUCCAGUCACAAUGGCAAGCCCUUCACCACGCUGGACCGUGACAAGGACACUUUCACAGCUGGCAACUGCGCUCACUUCCACAAAGGCGGCUGGUGGUACAACGCGUGCGGGCAGACUAAUCUCAACGGGGUGUGGUACUCCGGAGGCGUGUACCGCAGCAAGUUCCAGGAUGGGAUCUUCUGGGCUGAUUACGGAGGAGGCUUCUACUCCCUCAAAUCCGUCCGCAUGAUGGUUCGGCUGAUUGACUGAGAGUUGCUCCCUUGUCCUUUCAUCGCUUUCAAUAUAACGCGUUUAGUCAGUACAAUAACCAUUUCUAAUCAUUUUACCUUAACAAGGACAAAACAUCAGACACCAAAGAGCAAAAAGGAGGAGACAUCUUUUGGUCCAAGACGCACAGAGGAAAUGCAAAAGGUCUCCCUGUAGUCAGUGUGACCAUGAGAACAGUUCAUUCACAGUCACAAUCCCAAACUUGUUUUGGUCUUUCUUCCAGAUUUUCAUGUCGUCAAUUCUGUGACCAAAUUAGCUCGGAAAAGUACAUUGUACACAUCCUGCGGUUGUGAUUCUUCCCCCUCUCCCCUUACUUUUUCCACUCUAUACACAACAAGGACUGGAAACAGUCUGGGCUGAGAGCUCAGUUAACUUUGACGUGCAUUAUUCUGUAAAUAUCGUUGAGGUUUGUAUGUUUGCCUUGGUCUGUUUCCUGAUAGAGUUCAUUUGAGAACUCGGAUACAGGAGUUGCCCUUAUCAGCAUCUAUUAUUUAUCAGUAGUUAUUUAUAAUAGUUAUGCUAUUUGUUAUUUAUGCCUGUUUAUGAUGUUUUUGCCAUCCACACAUUCAUCUGCAUGGGUGUGUCGAUUGUGCCACGGUACAAUAUGUAUGUACAUAAAAACACAGUGGAAUCAAAUAAACUUGUACAGCACU